Impatiens glandulifera is the source of this 650-nucleotide messenger RNA. RefSeq names its product chromatin remodeling protein EBS-like. Lineage: Eukaryota; Viridiplantae; Streptophyta; Magnoliopsida; Ericales; Balsaminaceae. The transcript is spliced from 5 exons. Gene Ontology annotation, molecular function: chromatin binding. The coding region runs from base 18 to 650 and encodes 210 amino acids. The record is from RefSeq and is a predicted model, not a curated record.
UCACUUUCUCUCACUAGAUGGCCAAAAUCAAACCAGUCAAACGCAACUUAGACUCCUACACCAUCAGAGGCAUCAACACAGUCGUCAAACCUGGAGAUUAUGUGCUGUUGCGAUCACCGGAGAGCGAUACUAUUCCUUAUGUGGCUCAGAUGAAGAAGAUCCAGAUAGACAAUGAAAAUAACGUGACAGUUUGGCUAAGGUGGUAUUACCGGCCGGAGGAUUCCAUCGGAGGUCGUAAACUAUUCCAUGGUGCGAAAGAACUGUUCUUGUCCGACCACUACGACUUUCAGAAUGCUUUAACGAUUCAAGGCAAGUGUAUGGUUCAUUCUUUGAAGAAUUACACCAACUUAGAGAAAAUUGAAGCUGAGGAUUACUAUUGUCGAUAUGAAUACAAAGCUGCAACCGGUGUUUUUGUACCUAGUUGCGUUAGAGUGUAUUGUAAAUGCAAAUUGCCCGAAAACCCUGACCUUUUGAUGGUGCAGUGUGAGGAAUGCAAAAACUGGUACCAUCCUUUUUGUCUUGAGAUGACUAUUGAUCAAGCAAAACAAUUAGAUCCGUUUAUGUGUUCUGAUUGUAAUGGAGAGGAGGAUAAAAUUGAAAAAACGAAUGAAGUGAGUGAAGGAGACAUGCUCAAUUAUGAAGUGAAGUGA